AUGGCCAUAUCUAAGUUUGACGAGGUCAAGGACAAGGUCUCAAGCAGCUCCCGCCGCAGCCAACCUUCACGACUCGGGACACUCAACGACUACGACAACGACGACGACAACAACGACACCUCGGCACGACGCACACAAAGCAACCAAAACUCGAACAGACCCGAACCGGCAGCCAAGAUGUCUUCCAUCAUUGACCAGCCGAAUCUAGCCCCAGGCGGUGGUAAUCUUCUGCCGACCUCGACCCCGACCCCGACCUCGACCGCGACCUCAGCCUCGGCACAGAACCCGACUGACCGCCACCUACCCUUCAAUGUCCAGCAGGUCAUCAGACUGAUUGAACAGCACCGCAGCGGCAAGCUGCAACCGUCCCAAGAGCUUGGCAAUAUCGUUUCUGUCCCGCUUACUCCCCAAGAGUUCACCUUGCUCUCACUUUAUCUGUGGAAGGAUCAGUCGCAGGCCAACUGCCUGAUCCGUCCAAGCGAUCCGAACAACAACAGUGUAAACGCCCAAGCGACUCCUCCAGCAGCUCCUUCAGUCAGUAGCAGCAGCCAGCCGCAUGACACCGAGCUUGGCGCAUAUGUCUUGGACGAGCUCAUCUAUUCCUACAGCCCUCGCCAAAGUUGCUUCGAGAUUCGCAUCAUGACCAUUCUUCACGAUGAAGUCGGCCACGCCCUUGCUGCCCUCAUCCUCGAUUCAGCGGCACGCGCUGCAAGCGGCCACUCCGCCGCCGCCGAGGACGUCAUUCAGAAGCUUGAGGUGCGAAAGUCUCCGAACGCGGCGUCCUACCUGUGCCAGGCCCCCAACGAUGAGGGCGGCGGCGACGGCUACACGACCAAGUUCUCCGACGGCAUGAUCGGCGUCAAGGGCAACCCGAAUAUCCAGAGCCUCAGCAUCGAGGUCGACUACAGCAACAACAAGGGCCGUGACAAGAUCAAAGAAUUCAUCGCGUACACCGUCCCCGUCGGCCACGCCCGCGCGGGCAUUGUUCUCGACAUCGCGUACCGCACGCCCUCCGCCCGUCUGUCCACGCGCGAGCCCCCCGAGACGGCGACGGCCUCCCUGUUCCGCAGAGAGGUGGCCAAAGGGACUUUCUUCCCCCGGGAGCACGCGGUCGUACCCGUUGAGCCCGGCAGGCAUCUGCGCCUCCGCCUCGGCGACUUGAGCGCCGACAUGCCGCCCGCGGCAGCCGACAUCCCCGUCGUCAUCGAGGGCAGCGAGAUCACCGGCAUCUUUGCCGACGCGGCGGCUAUGCAGGCGCUCAGGGACCAGCAGAAGGCUCAUCUGGAGACGGCUCUCGCUGAAUCAUUAGCCGCCGCCGCCGCCGCCCAUGCGCCCGCAGCGUUGCGAGAUCGAGAAGGCAAUGUGGGGGGCCUCAACGAUGUGGAGGACUCCAAGGAUCCUGAUGAGCACACUGCGAGAUAG
Molecule: messenger RNA, 1422 nt
Organism: Phaeoacremonium minimum UCRPA7
Lineage: Eukaryota; Fungi; Ascomycota; Sordariomycetes; Togniniales; Togniniaceae
Exons: 4
Coding region: 1-1422 (473 amino acids)
Source: RefSeq, a predicted model, not a curated record